AUAAUCUCUCAAAUCUGAAAUCUUUUCUUUCCUUUCUUCCUUCUCCUUUCUGUCACUUCUCUGCUUCAAACUUGCAACCUUUCUCCCCUUUACCAGAGGAAAACCAACAACCCCAGAAACCACAGACCAAUUUCCCCAUUUCCGCAGAAGUCACAGAAAGGCCCAGAAAUUCAAAUGCCUUGACAAUCCAACAUCUCUGAAAGUGAAACCCUUUUGCAUAACCAUUUCCCCGUUCAAUACAAACAAAGGGUACAGAUGAGUUUCAGCUCUCUUCACUCCCAAAGUUUCUACAUUGCCCUGAAAAUCCCCACCAGCUUCUUUCGCCGCAAGCUCUAAAGGGUAACUGGUUUUCCCCCUGAAGCCCAAAUUCCAUCGUCUCUCUGCCCAUUUCAGUUGAGGAAAACAGAACGACGAAAUCCCUCUCUGUCUCUGAUCAUAUAUGGCGAACAACCCAGUCUCCGGCGGUUUCGUCGGUUUUGGCCUCCUCUCCUGCGAUCCUCUCUGGAUACCUCCUCCUUCCGUCGAUUUCCACGGGGAAAGACAUAUGGUGGAUUUCGACAAUGUUGGGUGCGGAGACGCCAUGGACGGAGGAUGUCUCUUCCACUCUCUGGUGAAAGAAGAGCUCUGCGACGAGGAUUUCGAACUGGGUUCCAGCCCUAGAGGGAAGAAACGGCGGCUGACCAUUAGUCAAGUUCAGUCCCUGGAAAGGAGCUUCGAGAUGGAGAACAAGCUGGAACCAGAGAGAAAAGUCCAGCUUGCCCAGGAGCUCGGCUUGCAGCCUCGCCAGGUCGCCAUUUGGUUCCAGAAUCGCCGGGCUCGGUUCAAGAACAAGCAGCUGGAGAGAGAUUUCGACUCCCUCCGCGCCAAUUUCGACCGCCUCAAAGCCGAUUACAGCUCCCUGCUCCAUGAGAACGAAACCCUAAAAAACCAGGUGAAUUCACUGAAGGAGAAAUUAGGGGUGAAGGGGAAUCUGACUAAUUCAGGUGGAACGGCGACGUUUCUAGUCCCGGCGGCGAUUGUCCCGCCGCCGCCGAUGAAGCCAGAGGAAGCUGCCGCCGCGGCGGCGAAGAAGAGUGACCCGAUUAUCAAUUCGGACAGCCCGCAUUCGGUGUUGAUGGAAGCGACGGAGUCGUCGCAAGUCUUUGAGGAGAAUCAGUCGGAUUACUUCUCCCAGGACGAAGACGAUACUCUGCACAACAACAACAACAACAGCAACGAACUUCUGAUGAUGGCUCAGCAACCCAUUAAUGGCUUCCCCAAAUUCAACGAGCUUCCCGGCGUGCCCAAUCCCUGCGGUUUCGAGUUUCCUGUGGAGGAUCAGCCCUUUCUGGUGCUGGAUUCGAUGAAUUGGAUGUGAUUUUUAAACCAUAAGGAAAGUCCGUCCAGAGUUUCCCGGAGGCUUUGUAAGAACCAGAAAGCAACCCAAAAAUGUUCAGUAGUAGUUCCAAUUUCACCACAACUCAUCACAAGAAAAGAUUGGCGCUCUUGGUGCUAACCACGGUAGUUUAAUCAUGUGGUUGCUGUAAGCAAUGCAUGGCACUCAGACGAGAAAGUUGGCUUGGAGUGAAGCGAAGUUGCCCAGGGCGUCAAUGGUUUACUUAAUUAGUAAAUAAGUAAAAUGUAGAGUGCUUUACUUGCUGAGUUAUUAUAACUCUCUGCUUAGGGCGAGUUCCCUGUGUAAAUAAGCAAAACCAAAACCCAUUUUCAGCCUGUCUUGCUGAAGCGGAGUUGUCUGAUAUUUCAGUUACUUUCUUUUUCCUUCAAUGGCGAAGCUUAUUCAUGGUCGGAUGAAAGCAAAUAAACAAUAUAUACUUCUUCGUUUCCUUUUUGGGGGUGGAUCUUCCUUCGCAUAACCAUGACUUGUGGCCCUGAGGGAGAAGACACUGGAGGUUGUUGACAGCCACCAAAACAAAACAACUUUUGAAACAAAACCAAAGGGGAUGUUGACAUACUAUUGCAAGGUUAGACAUAGAUUUUUGAGUUACUAUUGCAACUUGAUCCUAGAGUGAUUACUAAUAGUAAUACUUAGGGAUGACAAUCAAACUCAUGGCCGCGGGUACCCGAUCGCCCCCGACCCAGUCAACGCGGGGAAUCUCCGCUUUGACCGGAUAUGGGGCGGGUAUGGGUAAAACCAGCAAAAAGUUUGAUGGGUAUGGGGCGGGUAUGGUUUUGGCCUCCCCUGCCCCAUACCCAUACCCAUACCCGUUCCACCAAGAGAAUUUCUUCACAUAUAAAAAUAUAUGUGGAUUAAAUUGUAAUCUAUCAAUGGUGAUGAGGUUAACUCGAGGAGAUACAUAGUAGAAAUGCAAUUGAGUGACCACUUUAAUCAAAAUCUAAUUCAUUU
Messenger RNA from Linum trigynum, 2344 nucleotides. The record is from the annotation of a GenBank genome assembly. Lineage: Eukaryota; Viridiplantae; Streptophyta; Magnoliopsida; Malpighiales; Linaceae.